Messenger RNA from Lates calcarifer (barramundi perch), 2449 nucleotides. RefSeq names its product cyclin-dependent kinase inhibitor 1A (gene cdkn1a). Gene Ontology annotation, molecular function: cyclin-dependent protein serine/threonine kinase inhibitor activity. The record is from RefSeq and is a predicted model, not a curated record. Gene Ontology annotation, cellular component: nucleus. Lineage: Eukaryota; Metazoa; Chordata; Actinopteri; Centropomidae. Gene Ontology annotation, biological process: signal transduction by p53 class mediator; regulation of mitotic cell cycle.
CAAGUCCGAGAGAAUACUUGGAGAAAUUAUCAAGCAGUUUAUUCGAUCUGUCGCUGAGGUUGACGUAGUUUUAUUCAAGGAAGCUGAAGUUAAGUAACAUCAGCCUGGGGGGAUUUUUCGCAUCAUUACUGCUGUGAAACUUGAAAUAGAAAACAACACGGAGGCAGAUAAACAGACGAACUUCAAUCAACAAGUUUGAAAUAAAGAAGAUUUUAAUUGGACUGAACUGCAGCAGCUGAUAAUCAGCUUUCCCAGCUCACCGUUGGUCUUUCUCUCCGUUCCCUGCAGUGUAAAACGAUGGCUACACACAAGCAAAUCCUGAGUGCCCUGGGGAACGGCCCAGCCCGGCGAAACCUCUUCGGCCCUGUGGACCGAGAGCAGCUACAGGUGGAGUAUCAGGUGGCCCUGCGGAAAGACCUGGAGGAGGCCUCGCGGCGCUGGGGCUUUGACUUCAUCUUGGACAAGCCUCUGGAGAGCAGCGAUUUCCAGUGGGAGGGCAUCCCAGGCACCAAGGUGCCGCUGCUCUACCGAUCCUGCAUGCUUGGUCUGGGAAACACAGAAGGUCAAAGGUUGGCAGAGGUGACGGUAAUCUCCAAGGGAGGACGGGCGGAGCCACAGCAGAGCGAGAAGGAGAACAUCCCGCGUACACCAGAGAGACAUGGUGAGCUCAACCUGAAGGACCUGGAGAAAACACCAGAGAAAAGAGAGAACACAGGGCUGAAGAGGAAACAAACAAACAUCACAGAUUUCUACCAGGCUAAAAGAAGAGUGGUUGGGAUGCCGCGCAAAUCCGGCGAGUGAUUUUCAGGGCACUUUGCCGCAAAGGUGCCAAUACUCCCAAAAGAACCACACAGACAGUCCUACACUCAGGAACGAUCCGUCCUGCACGGAUUCUGCACAGUCACUCACCAGGGUCAGGUCUAAUACCCCGGUGAAUCAUCUGAAAACAGAAGGGACCUCAGCUACACAUGAUUACUUUAAGAUUAAUUAGGGUACUGUAUUCACUCUGAGGGGGUUGGUGUUUUUCCCAGUGGUAAGAAGGGGACAUUUGAGCAGAGAAGAUUAACGGUAAUCUCUCGAAUCAGUGGAUUUAGACUCGUUUGGAUCAAGAGGGGGGGAUGCCAAAGUGUCGACUGACAUUUCCUACUGUACAUUCCACAGAGCUGAAAAGCGCACCCAACGUCUCAGCUUCAUGGAAACUCUGUACCUCCUGCAGUUACAGAAACUUGACAAAUGAGCAUAUUACUGAACACACUUGAAGCAGACGUUAUGUUGGUCAACUUCAUUCUGUCUCACAAUGAAAUUAAGGUGUGUCUGUGACAAAACUGCAGAGUGAAUGAAAAUGGUAGAGAAUGGAUGAAGCCCUUUGGCUCCUUUGUUGAAAUCCACUAUUGUGUUUUCUACAAUGUUCUUUCUUAAUGUGUAUCAUGAGGGCUAGGAGUCUUUUUUUUUUUUUUCUUUUACAAGCACUUCCUGUCCAAAGUGUAUCAUACUUUAUAUAUCCAGCUGUACAUUGUUUUUUCUACCAUCAUGUACUCAUAGGAAAAUGCUUGAAGACUUGUGAUAUCCCGUACAUGCAGUUGCUUUGCUUAGAUUUUAAAUGACAGAAGUGCCAUCAUGUCCUCUUCCAUCCACUGUAUGUCGAUUGAAUUUCGAAGCAGAUCUCCACAAGUGCCCUGCUCCAGACUCUGACUUGUGCACAGCACCAGAUAAUGUAGGUUAGGAGUGUAACACCAUCUCUUUGGAAACACUUAAAAACAAAUAUAUUUAGGUUUAUUUAGAUAUACUGUAUAUCAGAUGUUUAUCAGUAGAGUUUAAUACAGCACUGUUAAGUAGCAUAGUCAUUAAAACAUUGCAGUAUUGCACAAACAUCUGAUAGGUGGUGUACCCACAGCACCCAGUCUCAAGUGCCUUCACGGUGUUUGUUUCAGUAUUUGAAGCUAGAUAAAGGACAAUCAGAAGACAAUGUUCUCAGAAGUAAAUGUGUUAUUUUCUAAGCUAAAGCUAUGUGCUUUAUUUUCUCCUAUUUGGGCGCAUAGUGCAAUUUAACAGACAAUGUGUUAUUAUCUGCCUCAAAAAAAACAAACAAAAAAAAAUAGUAUGUUUUUUCAUGACACUUGUUUAUGUCUACGUUGGCAAAUCCUGCUGCUAUGGGUAAUCUGAAUGGGUGUCAAACCAAGGUCACUGUAAUGCUAAUCCUUAUGAACUGACAGCUUUGAAAUGUUUGCCACCACAAAUACGCUAAAGCAAAGCAAAUGACAGCAUUACCCCAAACUAUGAAUGCACUUCUGUUUGUAGACGCUUGUGCACAGGUCCUACAUAUUGUUUUAUGUUAAAAGCUACAGAAAAAGAUCUAUCCUUAUUUAUUGUAAGAUAUUAUACCUUGUGUUAAUUUAGUUUUUGUUUAAUUAUUAUGAGAAUUCCAAAUUCAAAUAAAAUGUUAAAGUUU